GCGAAAUCGGUUUGACAGUAACAGACGAACUACACAUUUAAUCACACAACGCACAGGAAACCACGCGAGUUAUGAUGUGAAAGAGCUUUAUUAUCCAAGCUAUUUUUGAUCCAUCGCUGAAGAAUUAACUAUUGAGCAAUAAUAAAGUCAAACCUAAAAGACAUGGCGUUGAGGGCUUACUCAUUUCUGGCAGUGCUACUGACGGUUAGCCUUUGGGCAAAUGGACAAGGUAUUUUACUUAUGACAAUACGAUAUAUACUCGAUUCUAAAUUAUUUUAUCAAUUCUAUAUUUGUUUUUCUCUAGGGAUAUUAUAUACAAAAGUAUAUUAUACUUUUGGUUGCGGUCAGUCACUCUAUGAAAGUUGAUGAAAAGUUUUAUUGAAAAGACCAAGUCUUAGCAAAUAGAAAGCAAAGACGUGCUUAUAUAGCCUUGGCCAGCAAUCACUGGGCACUUACAUACGGUUUCAUCACUCAUGCAAGCCAAUUACAAGGGCAAGGGUCCCUAUAUUUACAUUCAUGUAUGCAUUUAGUUUAAACUCGUGUUUCUACUCCGAGUGUGAUAUACAUUUACACUGUUUACAUUGCCACAAAGCUUAUAGCUCAGUCUUAGGGCAGGCCUAGGCCAACGAUCGCUGUUCUGGCCGCCUGGGUCAGAACUUUGCUAGACCACAUUAAAAUUUGUCUAAGACCCAGUCCAACAAUGUUUGAAGAUGUCGCCACACUAUUGGAUGCGAAUUUUCAAACAAAGUCAAACCCAAUCCAUCAUGUUCCAUCAUUAGCCAACAUUACCCAACAUAUAGGUUAAACGAGGCCAACAAUGUUGCAUCCAACCCAAAUUGGUAUUUUGGCCUCGUAUGAAGGAGAUUUUACACUACCAAAAUGUAGGCCUCGCCCACAGUUAAGAUACCAUCAAUUAUAAUUAAGGUCCAUUAAUAAUUUUUUUAAAUGAAAAAAAAAUUAAAAGGGCAUAUGCAUGAUCAGCUAGCUGCUUCACUGAACGAAUCAUAACAAAUGCAAUAAUCAUUAUUCUAAAUCCAGUCAGAGAUAUUAGUCAGAAUUUAUAGUAUUUUCAAUUAGAAUCUAUUAAUCAUUGUAAUUCAUUGCAAUUUGACUGAUGUCUAAUCAUUAAAUUCUGGUCCCUGGUUGUGCUGGACCGCUGGUUUUGAACUCAGUCUGAAAACGUCCAAAAAGUCCAAAAUCUGUAAAAGUCGCAAGUGGGUAGUGGUAUGCGUGCAGCUUAAGAGUUACAUACUUGUGUGUUAAUGACAAUGGUACUUGUAUAUUGAAUCAGAGCCUUCUUUAUAAGCCGUUGCCAGUAUCUUCUGUAUACUUAAUUUUAUAUUUGCAUGAUGAUAUGACAACAUGAUAUAUAUGAUAUAUGUUGAUAUAGACCGAUUCGAAAAAUGGUUGUCAUUCUUUUUUCUCCCGAAAUUAAUUUCGACCAUGCAUCUAGAGGCAUAUUCGAAAGGCGGAGGCAUAUUCGAAGACCAACUUUAUAAUACGAACUCCCAAAGGACGUCAAAUAUGCUUUCGAACAUUUUUAAAUCUGUUUCAUGCUUAUUUCGCUUCCCAAGAAAAAGGAAGGGCCAACUUACUAUAGAGCAUUAUUAGUACAUUACCCGAAAUUAAAGAUAUUAAGUUGAAAUGCUAAAAUUGAAAUUGUUAAUUUUUGUGGAAAAUGGCAAUUGUUUUCAUAUAAAUUUGAUCAGCCGUGUUUCUCGAUUUUUUUACUCAUUUUUAAAGCGUGCGCCAAAUUCAAACAUUUGUAUCUCACUUAAUAUGACGUGGCAUUUUUAGCGCUGUAUAUCAAGAUCUAAGUUAGCCUUUCCUCAAUACAAUAAAACUUAUUUGAGUGUAAUAACUUUUACAGUUUUUACCUUACAUGAAAUCAAUAUUUUUUUACAUGGCUUUACACGCAGGCAUAUAUAUAUUUAAUAGAUUUGAAGAUUUGUAAUCCAGGCAUUUAUUGAAUUACAAUUUUCCUACAAAUUAUACAGUGUUCUCCGGAUUGUAAUUGUUUGUUUUGAGCUUUCGACUAGGUAUACUUCGAGUCUUCAUAAUUAUCAGAAUUAAGGAUUGAUACAGUGUUCUCCGGAUUGUAAGUGUUUGUUUUAAGCUUUCGACUAGGUACUUCGAGUCUUCAUGAUCAUCAGAAUUAAGGAUUGAUCAUUUGAAUUUUCGCGCUGUUGUUGACGCUGUUGAAGUCUGUGGGAACGUCUGAUUGGUUGAUGCAUGAUUUCAGUAUGUUGGUUACCAUUGGUUGCUAUGGAAUGCGGGUGAUUAUUGUUAUCAUGAGACGGUGUAGGGAAGGAAGUUGAGGGUGGGUUAAAGGUUAAUGAAGAUGAAUUAAGAGAUUUGUGCGAGCGUUUCAGUUGUAAGUAAAUUGUAGGAAUGUCAAUGUGACGGUUAAAUGUUUGUUUGUCUAAUCUAUGCCAUGCUUCUUUUAAACUCAUGGGCAUGUUUGAUCGUUGCUUGUCCUUGUCCUACUGUCCUUGUCUUUUUGUCGUUGCUUGUUCUUGCACAAAUCUCUUAAUUCAUCUUCAUUAACCUUUAACCCACCAUCAACUUCCUUCCCUACACCGUCUCAUGAUAACAAUAAUCACCUGCAUUCCAUAGGCAUAGCAACCAAUCACAACCAACAUACUGAAAUCCAUCAACCAUGCAAUCAGACGUUCCCACAGACUUCAACAGCGUCAACAACGGCACGAAAAUUGAAAUGUUCAAUCCUUCUGAUGAAGACUCGAAGUACCGAUUCGAAAGCUCAAAACAAUGUAUAAUAUCCAGACAUCAUGCGCAGAGUGUAAUGGGGCCAGAGUGCUCAAGCAACCACAAGGGAAGUAAGCUUUGCAUUAUCGCCCAUUAACAACUCCGCAGAGUGCUCAACAACACCGAAGUGAAGGAGCGUAAUAAUAAAUAAACGUAUACUUACUAAAAUCAGGAAUUUUAAUUUAGUGCGCUGGCCGUUUGGAAUAUACGGUUUACCCAAAGCUAAAACUGGAUGUCCAGAUGCUAUAUGGAAAGAGGGCUGGAGAAGACAGGAUUUGGAUGAAAAGACCAAUACUUCAUCUAAUAUUCAUAUGGAUGUGCAAAUUGAAAAUAAUGGCAACAUUAAAAGAUCAUUUUGCGUAAAAACCAUGAAAAAUGCGGGAACAAAUGAAUGGCCUAAAGGUGACUAAAAUGUAAUUGUAUAAAGAAAUGUGCAAUGAUUACGUCAUCUAGAAGGUUAUGUCAUGUGAUCACCAGAAUUCGUUUGUGCAUUUGUUUGUGUAUAUUUGUUUAAUCGAGGGAUAAAUUACUCUGAAAAUCUGUUAUCUUCCUACACUUCGUCAAUAAUCUCAAAAAAUCUUUUAAAAAAUCCCAAAAUCUUAAUAAUUUUAAUAAAUCCCAGAAUCCCGAAAUCCCAAAAAGUCGGCCACGGAAUCUCUAAAUAUUUCAGAAAAUACUCGGAAAAGACCAAUAAAAACUUCAACAUCAUUGCAAAAUCGAGAAAUCCCACCAAGUUUUGAAAAAUCUCCCCCGGAAAUAUCCUAUUUAAACCCUUACAUACAUUCCAUACCCUCGAAAUCUCCAUGUUCAUCUACUUCAUGUAUAAGAAUUUUUUUAUCACAUGAGGAUCGGGAGAAAAGAAGAGAUCGUGUUUGGCUAAGUUUUGCAUAUUUAUUCGCAAAGUUUUGUUCUUAUGAAAAAAACGAGGAACAUUUUCCGAAAAAAAUGAAAAAAUCCCAAAAUCCCUGCAAAAAUUUGGCAAAAAAAUCCCAGAAUCCCAAGAAAAAUUGCAGGGAAUUUUUAAUCCCAAGAAUCUUCGUACGCUUUUUUCAGAGUAAUUUACCCCUCCAGUUCAAUUUCUGUUACCAUACAUAUUAAAAAGUUUUCUUUGAAAGUUUGUGAAGAUAAUGAUUGAGAACAGGAUAAGAAAUUAACAAAAGUUUGUAUGUUUGUAUAUAAUUUUUGCAUGCGGAAGACUUCACCUUCUGGUAGCAUUUCCCUGAGAUUUUGGCGAAGAUGGUCUUUGCAGGGAUAUAAAGUCAUAUAUAAAUGUAGACUGAAAUGUGAUUAAACAAUCCGCUGUUGGAUGAUUGAAGUCUCUAUAUUUUACUCUGUUUUGCUCCACAGGGUUUUACUGUAUCUAUAAAGGCAAUAAUAGUGCUUGUCCCACGCGAAUGACUCAGGGCGCCGUACAAUGGGACGACAAGGACAUUUUAAACGUCAACCAGCAUGGUGGAACAUUACCUGAUGGUGUGUACGAUUCCAAUACGAAGAUAAACUACUGUUGUCAAAAUAUGGGCAGAUGGUUUGAUCCAAUUAGGCUGCCAAUACAUCGCCCAUUCUAUCUCCUACCACACAACAGUUCUACACUACCAAGAUGUCAGCUUGUUAAGUGGGCCGUGAGUCGGUUGGAGUAUAUUGAUUACGAUACAGUGGACAUAAGAUCGGCUGAUAAGUCCUCUGGGGAUCACGUGUUUCUUGAACACAUUAGUUCUAGUUCGAUCAGUCCGUUACCAUCUACGUUUCUUAGAGUGCAUUAUUGUUAUUAUGAAGGUAUUAAAUUUGGUUUAUCGCAUGUGCUGUUAUUUAAUUUUUAAGAAAACAACAUUUUUGUUCAUAACUGUGUUCAUUGCAUCAUCGGGGUAGAAAUGUAUAUGUGUAUUAUAUUUAUGUAAUAUAUCCAGUUACUCGACUCUAAAAAAAUGGAGAAAGUUGCCCAUGCUGUUGAACGUAAAUUCUGAACUGAACGACUUUUGAGUGUUGUAGAAAAAAUGCCAAUGUUAUAUUAAGACUUUUUCUCGUGACUAGCCACUGACAUACUAACGAGCCUAGGGUACCAUUCCACCUUAAAUACUGCAAGCCGUCCUUGUUGUACGUUACCAUUCCAGAGCUAACUAGUUGUAAAUCAAAUGCGAGCAUUGCUCAACAUAUUUCUAACAGUGCAUGAAACUGUGUCCAAAAUUGCACUGUUAGUUGCAGAAAUAAUUUUUUUCUCUAUGACCUCAAAUGAUGACCUGCAUUAUUAACUACCUUCAUUUAUAUAAAUUUUAGGAUGUCGUUACAAAAUGAAUACAAAUGAAGGUGUCUUUGGUUCAUUAAAUGACAAUCCCCAGUUGGACAAAUGUUCAUGGUCAAUUGAAGUGGAAAAAUCUCAUGUGAUUUCAAUUGAGUUUACCCAACUGCAGCUACCAAAAUGUCGGGAAAGUUAUUUAGCAGUGUAUGAUGGCGUUAACGAAAAAGCACCUCGGUUAGAAAAAUAUUGUGACUCCAAAACGCAAAAGAAUCGCAUUGUAUCAUCUGGAAACAAGGUUUUUGUGAUACUUAAAUCUCUUACACCACAAAAAGAUUUCAGCAGGCAGCCAAAGUUUGAAGUGAAGUACAUCGCUCAGCGGAGUUCAGGUAAGAGGGAAUAUAUAGGCCUACUCUCUAAAGCACAGCCUGCUUUGCACUAGGAAUGUUUUGUCAUUGGCCGUUUUUAUACUAGAGACGCAUUAUGCGUCUGGACGAACUUGGGCAAGCAUUUGUUGUUCGUCUGGUUAUGCGUCCUUAGUAUAAAGACGGGCACAAGACGCAUUAUGCGUCUAGACGAACUAUGUUCGAUUCUUCGUCUUAAGAGACGCACAACCGAUGAUAGUUCGUCUAGACGCAUAAUGCGUCUUGUGCCGUCUUUAUACUCGGAGGACGCAUAACCAGACGAACAAUGAAUGUUGAUAGUUCGUCGCAUUGGCCGUUUUUAUACUAGAGACGCAUUAUGCGUCUGGACGCAUAAUCCGUCUUCUACAUUAUUCGUCUAGUAUUAUUCGUCCCGUCUUUAUACUAGACGAAUAAUGUAGAAGACGGAUUAUGCGUCCAGACGCAUAAUGCGUCUCUAGUAUAAAAACGGCCAUUUAGUUGAGUAAUCAAAUUUGAACCUAGAUCACAUUUAAAGUUGUGUGUACAAGAAAAGCUUCACUGUCGUACACAAGUUGAUACCGGUAGUGUAAAGAAUAUGAGAAGAUCAUUCAAGAUAUGACAAAUAUCACAGUGAACAUAAUCAACAAAAAUCAGAAAUCAUUCCUAUUUGAUUUAGGCCUCCUCUUCUUCCCCUUUUUCGUUUUGCAGCGCUCGAGUCUUGUGUGUAUUGUCUCCAUGUGCAUGCUGUAACUCGGGCUCAUUUUCAUAAUGAUCUUGGACCAAGACCAUAUACAAUCUCUUUAAUAACAUCUAUAUUCCACCACUUCUUCAGUUUUUCUUAUCUUUAUUUUCUGUCUGAAUAUUCGAAUAUUUAUAUAUCUUUUCCCAUAUUUCUUCUAUCAUGUGUAAGCUAAUUUUCUAUAUCAUCUGUGAUUACAUAAAACUUUAUCAUCCAAUUGCAAACUUUAAAAGGACUUUGAAUAGACCUAUUCACAUGGAGCCAGAUGCGAUUGGCUAAGAACGUAUGAAGUUUUCUCUUUCCGAACUAAUAACAGCCAAUUAAAUCAGUCACACAUUUUCCACGCAAUUGGUGUAAAAAUGUCUAUUAAAUGGUGUUUUGAAAGAGGUUGCCAUUGUCAUACAGACAGUUUGUUUGAAAAUACCUUGAUCAGAGAAAUUUUGAUUGUCUAAAUCAGCCUUAUGAAAUGUGACGAAAACCAUGAUGAACUGCAGAACGGAAAAAAAUUAUUUUAAAAGAUUAUUGUAAAAUGAUUCUUUCACCUAGCCUCCUCCGCAGGCAACUCGGUGGAAAACAACGGCGAAACUUACGCAAUAAUUAGCAGAUUGAGCGAUUCCUUUCUUAUACGCUGCAGACACUCUAACUAAGAACCCUAGCUCGAAACGUCGAAAUUAUUUAAUAUUUUAGUUAUAGUUGAGAAGUAAACUGCGGCAUUUUUUAACCUAUUGUUUAUUGUAGCCUCCUCCACAGGCAUCUCAGGCUAGGUUUAUUGUGAAAAUCCACACAAAUUGAAUUACAUGUAUACUAUUUUCUUAUUUAUCUUUCUUUAGGUUUCACUCCAAGACUAACAAAGCCCCCUUUUAACACUAAACCAACAGAGCAGUCCGAUUCUGACAGUGAAACUGCUUUAAUAGUUAGCCUCGUGGUAGUGCUAAUUUUCAUCCUUGUGAUAGUACUUCUUGUGAUAUUCCGAGCAAAAGUAAUUCAUUUUCUUGAAAACCUUUGUUACAAAGCUAAUGAACAGUCUCAAGAACAAACUGAGGGGAAAGGUGAGCCUACAAUUGCCAGCAGACCUUCGACAAAAAAUAAUGUAGAAGUUUCUCCUCAUGACUACAAUGUGAAUGGCCAUGAUGAAGCUGAAUUACAGUACGUCGAUAUUGUCGAGGCAGGGCAACAGAACAUAAAUGAAAGUCAUUACACAGACUUAGAGACUGUCAGAAACGACCCUGAAAACAUUUAUCAGUCGUUGGAACAUAAAAGAAACGAUAUUGCGCCAGAAAAUGUUCAAAAUAUGGAUGAUUUAUAUGAAAAUUUGGCGUGAAAUCUAGAUAACUAUACACCUCCUUAUCCUCUUCGUUUCACCCUAAACCAUUUUAAUUAAAGUUAUUUAAUUUAACUGAAGGGACCGUUUUCGGUUGUUUGUGACUCUAGAAACCAUUAAGAGGGCGCUGGUUUUCAAUUGAAUUUCGGCAAAGUUUGGAGGUGCGCACCACGGGCGCACAUGUUUGCAUGUUCAAAAAAUGGGGGAGAGGAGGUGGAUGUUGCAUUUUCAUAUUUAAUUAUUAUCCCUCGUCAAAAUACGUACUAUAGCUAAAAUUUCACUAAUUCAGUAAAGGUGUGGGAUAUGUAAUAGAGGACCAACAGACAAUGUGGAGGUAUGAGACAAUUUUUCAAAGUAUUUUAAGUUUCGAUUAUCUAGUGAAAUGGUGGGUUUUUACAUCCAUCCAUAACUUUUAUCUACAGCAAAACUACCAGGCAACUAGUUUUAGCUACAUGUAGACGUAAUUUCAUGAUCUCUUCAUUCUGAAUGUACCUAUGAUUUCAUCAGUUACAUUUCACAAAUGAGAAUCAUCCUUUUAUAUUACAGUCACUAGAAGUGACUUUUUCUUUUGUUGGCAUCGCAGUUAUCACGUCAGCAAAGGAAAAAAUCGCGUGAACAGAUUCGCCUAGUGGCUGACGCCUGUAAUAUAAAAGGAUGAUUCUCAUCUGUGAAACGAUUCUGUAAUAAAAGAUUUUACAAAUACAACCUCAUCCUCGAAUGCAGGAUUGCAUGAAUUGAAAGUACUAAUUUUUCGACGUC
Messenger RNA from Paramuricea clavata, 8198 nucleotides. The record is from the annotation of a GenBank genome assembly. Lineage: Eukaryota; Metazoa; Cnidaria; Anthozoa; Malacalcyonacea; Plexauridae.